CGGGUCGGGGAGGGGCGGUAAGGGAAGGGACAUGUGUCUGUGUGUGUGGAGGGGUGCUCCUUCGCUCCUGCUUUCCUGGGCUGGUGGGUUCCCUUUGUGGCCACCCGGGGCGACGUCUUAGGCAGUCGUGGUUCCUGAGAUCUGUGUCCUCUUUGCAGAAGUCCUGUGUCUAUCCAGCUCAUGUGCUGUGUGUGUCUGUAAAGCCUCAUUCCGUGCUAUCUGGCAGGGAGCUCCAUCUCAUCUCAUCAUCUCACGGCCCUGGCGCUGCCUCAGCAUGGCCAUCUCAUCACGCCUCGCCUUGUGGGAGCAGAAGAUUCGGGAAGAGGACAAGAGCCCUCCGCCGUCCUCGCCCCCUCCCCUUUUCUCUGUCAUCCCAGGGGGCUUCAUCAAGCAACUGGUCCGGGAGACUGAAAAAGAGGCCAAGGAAGCGAGACAGAGGAAACGGUCAGCUCUCGCCUCUCCAGAACGAGAGACCCCAGAAAUUCCCAGCAGCCAACCCAACAGCAAGUCCAGCAGUGGCAGCAGACCUGGAAGCCAGCAGAUCUCUCAGGAAGACCAGUCAAGCUCUCCCGGGAGCUCAAACAUUCUGGGCAAGGCGAGUGAGGGGGCCGGCAGCCCUGACCCUGAGCGGAUGACCAGCAUCAACGGUGAGAAGGCCCAGGAGCUGGGCUCCAGUGCAACACCAGCCAAAAAGACCCCCCCUUUCAAGAGGGGUGUGAGGAGGGGUGAUGUAUUGUUGAUGGUGGCCAAGCUGGACCCGGACUCAGCCAAGCCAGAGAGGACUCAUUCCCAUGACACCCCCUCUUGCAAAACCCCAUCCCCAGCCACAGACCCUGGAAGGGAAAAGAAAGGGGAGACCUCUAGGACUCCUUGUGGCCCCCAGGCCAGCACUGAGAUCUUGGCCCCAAAAGCUGAGAAGACCAGAACUGGGGGUCUUGGGGACCCAGGCCAAGGAACAGUGGCACUGAAAAAUGGUGAAAAGGGUCAAAGCAUUGUGGGGAAAGGGGGUGGGGCUCCCAAGACCAAAGAGCUGAAAGAGGGUGAGCUGCAGGGCAAAGACAGCCAGGGGACCAGGCCCCCAGCCCAAGGGCCCGGUGAGAGGGUGCGGGUGGGGACAGCAGAGAAGGACGGAGGGGAGCCCACAAACACGGUGGAGAAGGGGGAUGUCUCCAAGGACGUAGGGAGUGAAGGGAAGCACGUUGGGCCCCAAAUUCCAGGCAGAAAGUGGGGAGGUUUCCUGGGAAGAAGGAGUAAGUGGGAUGGUCCCCAGAAAAAGGACAAAGAAGAGGUGCUCUUAAGUAAGGGAGGGAAGACAGGUGAGCCUCAGACCCAGACGGAGAAGACAAGCCAAGUGCAGGGCAGGCCGGGGGAUGAUCCGAGAAAGGGAGAGAAAGCAGGUGAGCCUCGGAGCUCAACUGGGAGGGCAGGUGAGUCCCGGGAUGAGAAGGAAAAGAUGGGGCAAGCUCAGAGUAAGCCUGGGAAGGCAGGUGAAGCUCGGAAUCAGAUUAAGAAGGGCUGUGAAGACCCAAACGAGGUGGGCACGAUGGUGGAGCCGCCAGCAGCUGCGGGGAAGGGAGGCUGGCCAGGAAGCCGUGGGCAGGAAGUAGAGGAGCCCUGCUCAAGAGCAGAUCACGGGGCUGGUGCCCUGGAGACAGAGCUGGAAGGAUUUAGCCAGCCUCCUCUGGAGAAGGAUGCAGAAAGGCCUCAGAUACCAAAGGAUAACCAAGACGGGCUGGCCCCACAAGAGGCAGGCAAAGGAGGCCACAGCAGAGACGCAGACCAGGCUCCUGAGGACAGAUGGUAUGAGGCAGAGAAAGUCUGGCUGGCUCAGAAGGACGGAUUCACCCUUGCUACGGUGCUAAAGCCAGAUGAGGGAACAGCAGACUUGCCAGCAGGAAGGGUGAGACUUUGCAUCGAUGCUGACAAAACCGUCACUGAGGUGGAUGAGGAGCAUGUCCAUAGGGCCAACCCUCCUGAGCUGGACCAGGCCGAGGACCUGGCCUCUCUCAUCAGUGUCAACGAAUCCAGUGUCCUGAACACGCUUCUGCAGCGCCACAGGGCUCAGCUGCCACACACGUGCACGGGGCCUGAUCUGAUCGUCCUCCAGCCCCGGGGGCCCUCGGUGCCCUCCUCAGGGAAGGUGCCCAGGAGCCGCCGGGAUGGCCUGCCCGCCCACAUUGGCUCCAUGGCCCAGCGGGCAUACUGGGCGCUGCUCAACCAUUGGAGAGACCAGAGCAUUGUGGCGCUGGGCCGGAGUGGCGCUGGGAAGACCUCCUGCUGCGAGCAGGUCCUGGAGUACCUGGUGGGGAUGGCAGGCAGCCUGGAUGGCAGGGUCUCAGUGGAGAAGAUCCGAGCCACCUUCACCAUCCUCCGGGCCUUCGGCUCGGUGUCCGUGGCCCACAGCCGUAGCGCCACCCGGUUCGCCAUGGUGAUGUCACUGGACUUCAGCGCUACAGGCCGCAUCACGGCUGCUCAGCUCCAGACAAUGCUUUUGGAGAAGAGCCGAGUGGCCCGGCAGCCGGAAGGGGAAAGUAACUUCCAGGUUUUCUCCCAGAUGCUGGCUGGAUUGGACCUGGAUCUCAGGACGGAGCUGAACCUCCACCACGUGGCAGACAGCAGCUCCUUUGGCAUGGGCGCAUGGUCCAAGCCUGAAGAUAAGCAGAAGGCGGCGGCUGCCUUUGCCCAGCUCCGGGGUGCCAUGGAGACACUGGGCAUUUCAGAGAGCGAGCAGCGGGCCAUUUGGCGGGUCCUGGCGGCCAUCUACCACCUGGGCGCAGCGGGGGCCUGCAAAGUGGGUCGGAAGCAGUUCAUGAGGUUUGAGUGGGCAAAUUACGCAGCUGAGGCCCUGGGCUGUGAGUAUGAGGAGCUGAACACGGCCACCUUCAAGCACCACCUCCGACAGAUCAUCCAGCAAGUGACGUUUGGGCCAAGCCGAUGGGGCCUCGAGGACGAGGAAGCCAGCUCAGGGCUCAAGAUGACAGGCAUGGAGUGUGUGGAGGGGAUGGCCUCGGGCCUGUACCAGGAGCUCUUUGCGGCCAUCGUCUCGCUCAUCAACAGGUCCUUCUCCUCCCACCAUCUCUCCAUGGCCUCCAUUAUGGUGGUGGACUCUCCAGGCUUCCAGAACCCCCGGCACCAGGGCAAGGACCGGGCGGCCACCUUCGAGGAGCUGUGCCACAACUAUGCCCACGAGCGCCUGCAGCUGCUCUUCUACCAGCGGACCUUUGUCUCCACGCUGGAGCGAUAUCGAGAGGAAGGUGUUCCUGUGCAGUUUGACCUCCCAGACCCCUCCCCAGGGGCCACUGUGGCUGUCGUGGAUCAGAAUCCCUCUCAGGUCCGCUUACCAGCUGGAGGAGGUGCUCAAGAUGCCAGAGGCCUUUUCUGGGUCUUGGAUGAGGAAGUCCGAGUAGAGGGCUCCAGUGACAGUGUGGUGCUCGAGCGUCUGUGUGCCGCCUUCGAGAAGAAAGCAGCUGGGACGGAAGGGUCCUCUGCCCUGCGGGCCUGUGAGCAGCCCCUCCAGUGUGAGAUUUUCCACCAGCUGGGACGGGACCCUGUGCGCUACGACCUCACGGGCUGGCUCCACAGAGCCAAGCCCAACUUCUCAGCCCUGGAUGCACCCCAGAUCCUGCAGCAGUCAAAAAGGGAGGAGCUGCGGAGUCUAUUCCAGGCCCGGGUCAAGCUGCCUCCUGUGUGCCGGGCUGUGGCUGGUCUGGAGGGCACCUCCCAGCAGGCCCUGCAGAGGAGCCGCAUGGUGAGGAGGACAUUUGCUGGCAGCCUUGCCGCGGUGAGGAGGAAAGCCCCGUGCUCCCAGAUCAAGCUGCAGAUGGAUGCACUGAUCAGCAUGAUCAAAAGGUCCCAGCUGCACUUUAUCCACUGCCUGGUUCUGAGCCCUGUGGUGGAAAGCGGGAAUGGGCGGGAAUCUCCAACGCCACCACAGCCUGGUAGAGACAAGCCUGGGGCAGGUGGACCCCUGGCCCUGGAUAUCCCAGCACUGAGGGUCCAGCUUGCUGGAUUCCACAUCCUGGAGGCUCUGCGUCUGCACAGGACAGGCUAUGCUGACCACAUGGGGCUCACUCACUUCCGCCGGCAAUUCCAGGUGCUGGACCCUCCACUCCUGAAGAAGCUCAUGUCGACCUCCGAGGGAAUAGAUGAAAGGAAGGCUGUGGAGGAGCUCCUGGAGACCUUGGAUCUGGAAAAGAAGGCAGUGGCUGUGGGGCACAGCCAAGUUUUUCUCAAGGCAGGUGUGAUCUCCAGGCUUGAGAAGCAGCGAGAGAAGCUGGUCUCUCGGAGCAUCGUGCUCUUCCAGGCGGCUUGCAAGGGCUUUCUGUCUCGCCAGGAAUUCAAGAAGCUGAAGAUUCACCGACUGGCUGCGCAGUGCAUUCAGAAGAAUGUGGCCGUGUUCCUCGCAGUCAAGGACUGGCCAUGGUGGCAGCUCCUUGGAUCUCUCCGGCCCCUACUUAGUGCCACCAUCGGAAAUGAGCAGCUCCGAGCCAAGGAGGAGGAGCUUACAACGCUGAGACGGAAGCUAGAAAAAUCAGAGAAGUUGCGGAAUGAACUCCGGCAGAACACAGAUCUGCUAGAAAGCAAGAUUGCUGACUUGACCACUGAGCUGGCCGAUGAGCGCUUCAAAGGUGAUGUGGCGUGCCAGGUGCUGGAGAGUGAGCGGGCAGAGCGGUUACAGGCCUUCCGGGAGGUCCAGGAGCUCAAGAGCAAAUAUGAACAAGUCCAGAAAAAACUGGGAGACGUGAAUAAACAGCUGGAAGAAGCCCAGCAGAAAAUUCAGUUGAAUGACUUGGAAAGGAAUCCCACUGGAGGAGAUGAGUGGCAGAUGCGCUUUGAUUGUGCUCAGAUGGAGAACGACUUCCUCAGAAAGCGUGUGCAGCAAUGUGAGGAGAGGCUGGACUCAGAGCUAACAGCCAGGAAAGAGCUGGAGCAGAAGCUUGGGGAGCUGCAAAGCGCUUAUGAGGGGGCCAAGAAGAUGGCUCACCAACUGAAGAGGAAGUGCCACCAUCUUACCUGUGACCUGGAGGACACCCGUGUCCUGCUAGAGAACCAACAGAGUCGAAACCAUGAGCUGGAGAAGAAGCAGAAGAAGUUUGACCUGCAGCUGGCCCAGGCCCUAGGCGAGUCUGUGUUUGAGAAGGGUCUCCGUGAGAAAGUGACCCAGGAGAACACCAGUGUCCGGUGGGAGCUAGGCCAGCUGCAGCAGCAGUUGAAGCAAAAGGAGCAGGAAACCUUGCAGCUGAAGCAGGAGGUGGAGAUGCUACAGGACCAUAAACGGGAGCUGCUGGGAUCACCAUCUCUGGGGGAAAAUUGCGUUGCUAGCUUGAAGGAGAGACUCUGGAAGUUGGAAUCCAGUGCCAUUGAGCAGCAGAAAAUCCAGAGUCAGCAGGAAAGCACCAUAAAGCAGCUGGAGCAGCUCCGCCAGCGUUUCGAGCUGGAGAUCGAGCGAAUGAAGCAGAUGCACCAGAAGGACCGUGAGGACCAGGAGGAGGAACUGGAGGAUGUCCGUCAGUCCUGCCAGAAGCGGCUCCGUCAGCUAGAAAUGCAGCUGGAGCAAGAAUAUGAAGAGAAGCAGAUGGUCCUCCAUGAGAAGCAAGAUUUGGAAGGCUUGAUUGGAACCCUCUGUGACCAGAUUGGCCAUCGGGACUUUGACGUGGAGAAGCGACUUCGGAGAGACCUCAAGAGGACACAUGCACUGUUGUCAGACGUGCAGCUCCUUCUGGGCACCAUGGAGGAUGGCAAGACAUCAGUCAGCAAGGAGGAGCUGGAGAAAGUGCACAGCCAGCUGGAGCAAAGUGAAGCCAAGUGUGAGGAGGCCUUGAAGACCCAGAAGGUGCUCACGGCAGACCUGGAGAGCAUGCACAGCGAGCUGGAGAACAUGACACGGAACAAAAGCCUGGUGGAUGAGCAGCUGUACAGGCUGCAGUUUGAGAAGGCGGACCUCCUGAAGCGCAUUGAUGAGGACCAGGAUGACCUGAAUGAGCUGAUGCAGAAGCACAAGGACCUCAUUGCCCAGUCUGCUGCUGACAUUGGGCAGAUCCAAGAACUCCAGCUGCAGCUGGAGGAAGCCAAGAAGGAGAAGCAGAAGCUUCAAGAACAACUGCAGGUGGCUCAGAUGCGCAUUGAGCACCUGGAGCAGUCCACCGUGGAUCGAGCCAUCGUCAGCAGGCAGGAGGCAGUCAUCUGUGACCUGGAGAAUAAGACGGAGUUCCAGAAGGUGCAGAUUAAGAGAUUUGAGGUCCUGGUGAUCCGGCUUCGGGACAGCCUGAUCAAGAUGGGGGAGGAGCUUUCGCAGGCGGCCACAUCUGAGUCCCAGCAGCGGGAGAGCAGCCAAUACUACCAGCGGCGCCUGGAGGAGCUGAAGGCCGACAUGGAAGAGCUGAUGCAGCGCGAGGCGGAGGCCAGCCGGCGGUGCAUGGAGCUGGAGAAGUAUGUGGAGGAGCUUGCUGCAGUGAGGCAGACCCUCCAGACAGACCUGGAGACAUCCAUUCGGCGGAUUGCUGACCUGCAGGCAGCCUUGGAAGAAGUGGCAUCCAGUGACAGUGAUACUGAGAGUGUCCAGACAGCGGUGGAUUGUGGCAGCAGUGGCAGAAAAGAGAUGGAUAAUGUCUCCAUCCUCAGCUCCCAGCCAGAGGGCAGUCUGCAGUCCUGGUUGAGCUGUACUCUGUCCCUGGCCACAGAUACUAUGAGGACUCCCUCUCGACAGUCAGCCACCAGCAGCCACAUCCUCAGCCCCAGGAUAAACGAGGAGGCUGGGGAUGCUGAGAGGACCCAGCCGGUGUCGACACUGAGCAGAGGCUGGUGCACCGAUGUCCGCAGCAAGACCUCGGAAGACAAGCCUGUUUCUCCCCAUUUCGCCCGCCGGCAAAAGUACAGUCAUCUUGGGGACGGUGAAGGGCUCACCAUCCGGAGAAAGUCCACGGAGAGACUGGAAGCUGCAUCCUCUCCCCUGGCUUCUCGGAGUGCAAAUACAUCCCCGCUGUCCAGGGAAAAGCUGCCCAGUCCUUCAGCGGCCCUCUCGGAGUUCGUGGAAGGGCUCCGGAGGAAGAGAGCCCAGAGAGGCCACGGGUCCACGCUGGGCCUGGAGGACUGGCCCACUCUCCCCAUUUACCAGACUACUGGGGCUUCCACACUGAGGAGGGGCAGGGCUGGCAGUGACGAGGGAAACCUCUCUCUCAGGGCUGGGACGAAAUCACCCCUGGAGAUCGAAGGGGCUGCUGGUGGUCUCUUGAGGUCCACCAGCCUCAAAUGCAUCCCUUCAGAUGGCGUUGGGGGCACAACCCUGCUCCCUGAGAAGGCGAAGGCCCGAUUCAGUUCCUGUGAGUCCCUCUUAGAAUCCAGACCGAGCAUGGGGAGAAAACUGGGCUCCCCGACUGCACCCAGGGACACGCUGCUGUCGCCCGUACUGCGUCCUCGGAGGCGGUGUCUGGAGUCCUCUGUGGACGACGCAGCCGGUCCAGACCUCGGAAAGGAGCCGCUUGUUUUCCAGAACCGCCAGUUCGCCCACCUGAUGGAGGAACCUCUAGGCAGUGACCCGUUCAGCUGGAAACUCCCAAGCCUCAACUACGAACGCAAGACCAAAGUGGACUUCGACGACUUCCUCCCAGCCAUCCGGAAGCCCCAGGCGCCUGCAUCCUUGGCUGGAGCAGCCAAAGGUGGGCAAGGCGGUUCGCAGCGUUCAGGCGUCCACUUUGAGCCGGAGGAGGCUGACCGUACCUUUCUCUCAGGGAUCAAGACCAUUUUGAAAGAGAGCCCAGAGCCCAAGGAGGAUCCUGCUCACCUGUCCGACUCGUCCUCGUCCUCCAGCUCCAUCGUGUCCUUCAAAAGUGCCGACAGCAUCAAAAGUCGACCAGGAAUCCCACGACUUGCGGGUGACGGUGAUGAGCGAACGUCCCCCGAGCUCAGAGAGCCUGGGACAGGGAGGAAAGACGAUGACGUUGCAAGCAUAAUGAAAAAAUAUCUCCAGAAGUAGGAACCAGUUCAGCCUCCUGAGAUGCAUUCACCCUUGACGACUUCCUGACUCUACAAUAACUUGGAGACAGAGAGACUGACCAGGCCUCCCCAGUGGCUCUCUGUCCAGAGCCAGCCAGCACGGGCACCCUCAAGAGGCGAGACGGGCCCACAGAGGCAUAUCCUGCGGGGGUGCUGGGCUCCCAGUGUGCUUAGCCUGAACAAAAUAAAGUGUUGACUCCUGGGCAUCUGUGCCUUCUC
Molecule: messenger RNA, 8211 nt
Organism: Cebus imitator (Panamanian white-faced capuchin)
Lineage: Eukaryota; Metazoa; Chordata; Mammalia; Primates; Cebidae
Gene: MYO18B
Product: myosin XVIIIB
Exons: 44
Coding region: 275-7972 (2565 amino acids)
Cellular component (GO): myosin complex
Molecular function (GO): cytoskeletal motor activity; protein binding; ATP binding
Source: RefSeq, a predicted model, not a curated record